Molecule: messenger RNA, 4179 nt
Organism: Lachancea lanzarotensis
Lineage: Eukaryota; Fungi; Ascomycota; Saccharomycetes; Saccharomycetales; Saccharomycetaceae
Gene: MMS22
Product: LALA0S04e00320g1_1
Exons: 1
Coding region: 1-4179 (1392 amino acids)
Biological process (GO): replication fork processing; double-strand break repair via homologous recombination
Cellular component (GO): Cul8-RING ubiquitin ligase complex; nucleus
Molecular function (GO): protein binding
Source: RefSeq, a predicted model, not a curated record
AUGGGUGACGUUGCCGGCGCCGCAUGUGUAUCAGACUCGGAGGCUGAAGAAUCUGAAGCGGUGAUAUGGAAGCCAGAUUGGCAAGAGACCCCUCUUAAAGAGCAGUUAAGCGUGGUAAAUAUAUCGCGAGAGCACGAGAAAGGUAUAAAAGAGCGACGAGAGAUCGCAACACAAAGAUUCAGGUCUUUUAGAAAAAGAACGGCUGUCCAGAAGAAUCCUUACAAGCUCGACAGAAUACGACACAAGCAGUUACUGAGAGGAUUUGAACUUCCCAAAGAACUUGCAGAUCGGACAAAAGAUGGAAAACAGGAUGACUGGAAAGAUUUGGAAGGUAGUUCUUCACAGGACGCCGAAUGGAAAGAGGACAUAGGUCCCCCUCGAGUUCCUGAAGUGGAAGACAGCAACUUUAACGUUCAUCAGACUCAAGAAAGCUGGAACUCUUCCGAAGAUGACAGUGCGGUAUAUUAUAGGGGCAGGCACGUCAACUUGCAAACCGGGUUUCGGGGCAUUUUACCAAGAAUGAUGUGGAAAAGGGCCCUCAAAGAUAAUGAAAAAUCAGCACCGACCCGAUUAAAUCGGCCAAAAAGAGAGGGCAAGGGUGUUGCGAAGCGAAAAGUGAACAACAAUGGGUCUAUUCUUGCUAACCCCUCAGCUGGUGAUAGUUUCUUUAUAGCGGACGAUCAGGUGGAUGGUGAAAGCGAAAUUAUGCGGGAAAAUCUUUACCGAGAUGAGCACGAUAGCGAAUACAUGCAGUCAAUAGGCAAUUAUCUUGAGGACAAAUUUGGCGAUUUGUACGCUUUUGACGAUUUGUCUGAUGAUGAAAAACUGCCAGAGGAGGAGGCAGAUAUGAUCUUCACUCCGGAGCACCUACAGCCCGCAUCGAUGCAGCAACAUGUGCCACAAUCUGGUGUGCCGUCUUUUUCGCCGGAGGUUUCUGAUUCAGAUUUGAAAAUCAUAGAAGAAAGAAAGAGCUCGAGGAAAGGAGCUGAUGAUAUAAUUGAUGCUAUGUUGACAGCAAGGAGGCACGGCAGCCAACCGCCAGUUAGCCGGAAACAGACAGCUCCUCCUUCACAUAAUUCACGGCGGGCGUUUGCAGCUAAAGUUCAUACCAAGGCCAAGCGAAGUAAAACAAAUGUCAACGGUGUAUUAUCUCGAGGUGAUACAAGGUCGAGAAAGUCCGCGGGCAGCAUCAAGACAAGGUCCUUGAGACGUUCUCAUCUCAAAGCGAAUUACGAAAAUUCUUUUCGGCUGUCGACCAAGGUUCAGUCUCAUGUGGACAACAUGGGUCAAGAAGGCAAUGCCGCCAACGCUGGAUUAAAGAAAAAUGCACAGGGCAUGGAAAGUGUAAAAAGUUAUGUUUUCUCAUCUACGAAAGUGAAGCAGCCUAUUUUUGACACAGCAGUCGAAGAAGAAGGGAACAGAUUUGCAAUCAUCAAGAAAACGGGUAAAAAUGAUCGAGAUACUACCACCGAAGCAAAUUUUGUGGACAAUACCGAAGCAAGCUCUAAGGUCCAGUUUCCACUGAUGUCCCUAGUGUGCGGUAACAAACCUGCCGGUCCACAAACUAUAGACUUUACUCUUUCCGGAAAGCCUUAUAGAAUCUCCACAUAUGACACAAAUCUCGCAUCGACUUUGGAGGUUGUCUUCAACCACAUAGUCGAAAAAGGAGCAUCUGAUCUAGAAAUAUAUUCGAUGAAUAACCUAAUUGUACCACUUUUGGGUCAAUUGAAUGUCCCGGGCUUAUGGGUGGUUGUUGAUAACUUCCAUCAACUUUUUAGGUCUAAAGCUAAUCUUCUAAGAAAUCGCGUUAAGCCGGUUCACUUUUAUCAGAUAGCUGCUUGCCAAGUCAUGUUGAAUGAGAUACGAUGUUACUCAAGUACCUCAAAACUGUUGUCCGCUGAUAUUACGAAUAAAAUUCUCGAUCACACAGUCUCUUUUUUUAAACUAAUUUCCAAGUCUGACCUCAGCGAUUUGAACGACAGCUUGCUCGAAAAAUCCUAUGCUUUAAUGGCCAGCCUAAUCAAAGGCAUGGUCAAAGGCCCUGAACUUUGGGAAAGAAUUCGUUCGUUGUCGUUCCCCUCUAAAGUUGCACUCAUUAUCCUGCGACAAUUUCCUCAUGAGGAGACAUGCUGGCAGAUCGCAGAGAUAGGGACAUCUUAUGUUGAAGCUAAUGAUUGGCUUCAAUUCAUUUACUACUCCAUUAGCUACUGCAGUUGGAAUAUUGAUGGUGCAUUGAUCCAAAAGUUCUAUAAUUUCUUCAAGAGCCGGAAAUUUCAGAAUUUCCCGGAAGAGAAUUCUUUCGAAACGAAACUAGGUAUUGUCGGUACGCCAACAUGGAGCAGGUCGCCCAAGACAGUAUUUAAUGUCUUUAUUGACCUUGUCGAAGCCUGUCCUUUGUCCCCCGUUCAAAUGGAGCGAAUAACACCUAUAGGUCAAAUAAUAUCGUUGACCUCUCGUUCACUGCUAGCUAACCGCAUAAACUUACUACUAGUUCUCGCAGGGCAUGCAGAUUCGAGUUUUGAGCAGAAAUUUGAAGAUCUUUGCCAUCCAUAUAUCGAGGCAAGCGAUCCAAAGGUACUCGGCCUAGAAGAGGCUUACGGACUAAUAUUAACAGGAUUUUGCUGUUUGCUGCAAACAAAUGCGAGAAAGACUUUCAUCACGAAGGCAAGAAUUGCCUCGCUGGCGGUUCAGCAGGUAGUCAAAUAUCGAGGAUUGAGUGUUUUUAGGACAUUAAGUGAGUUUCUCAAGCAGAUCUACUCCGUAGCGCCUUUCCUCGAAAAGUCGAUGCCUUUUGUUUUGAAAUCGCUCUACCCAGCUCUGAUGUUCAUGAUCAAAGUAAAAGAGAAGGUAGAGCUCGUCCCUCUCUUGAAGUUUUUCGGGAAGCACUUACAUUUGCUAGAUGUGACAUGGGUCAUGACACAUCUGCACCAGGGUUUUUCAGAUUUAGCCGAUGAUGAUGAUCAUCUUUUCCAAUUCUAUUUUGUUAUCACCAAGCUGCUCGCUUCAAAGAAGGCCAUUACUUGGUGGUCCGUUCUGAAUUACAAUAACGUACUGAGUGCAUCAAAAAAGCAUUAUGUUCGCUUUUGUACCCUUGUCGUUGAGCACUGCGAUGAAUACUCUUUCCUUCAGAUCCGGCACAAACUGUUGCAAACAGUUGUGGAUUCGUUGUUCGAGCCAGUUGACUACGCGUUGACUAAGUUUUUAAAAGCGCUUUCUCGACGGGAUAAUGAAUUCGAGGUGCACAGUAAUCUUUCGUACCUUGCUGGCAAUGUCGAAGUGGCCACGGGCGCUUUAAACGCCUUUAAGAAGGUCAAAGACCAUUCAUUCAUCGAAAGCCUAGUCACAAAACUCAAAGAAGAAUUGCUUACUAGACCGAUCAGCAAGCCGCUUGUAAUGGAGUUGACUAAAAUCCUGAACCGGGAAUAUGUCGAUAUCUUGAAAUCGAAUCCCGCCUUCCUCUAUCUCAAGAGCCAGUUUAACAUCUCUGACACUGAAACUGAAAAGAGUAUUUUCCGAGAAGUUCUAUCUUCUCAAAAAGGUGAGCUCGAGAGAGCCAUUUUUUUAGAAGACGAGCUUCUCAAAAUUGCUAGUCAAGGAUUAUCUUUGUCUCAAUUCCUGGAGAAAUUGGAGUCUUCCAUGGGUGCAGACAUAUACCUCAAUGAAUACCUUUUCUUUUACCAGUUGAUUGAAAUAAACGCUUCGACCGAGGAAGAGUCACGGACCGAAAUUCAGUGGUUUGUUUUAUCAACCUUGGUUCGGUUUGUCAAUAAGCAUCUCGAAAAAGCCCACAACCAGAUUAACUCAGCCGAUUUUGCUGCUCUUUACCAAUUGCAUUCAUAUAUCUGUUCCACACAUCGGUCAUCGCAUGCGGAAUCAUUCAAAGGCUUCUAUGAGGGCGAAUUUUACUACGAGAUAUCUCUCUUUCUCAUAAGAAACCUUUUCAUAUCAUCAGGUUUCAUCGAGUAUGAGACACUCACUGCGAAAUGCAGGUCGUUCCUUGGAAAUAGUGCACCAUCAGCACACAGAUUAAGCACCGGCACCUCAGCUUAUCCAGUAAGGAAGCUUCUCCAGAAAUAUGGCCCCUCCAUCCAUCCGAACUUCCAAAAAACCUCUGAAUUUCCUAACCUUCAUGAAGCAACCAGAAGGUGCUUCACUACACUCAGUGCUUUACUAUCGUAA